Messenger RNA from Syzygium oleosum, 1009 nucleotides. RefSeq lists its product as uncharacterized. Lineage: Eukaryota; Viridiplantae; Streptophyta; Magnoliopsida; Myrtales; Myrtaceae. The record is from RefSeq and is a predicted model, not a curated record. The transcript has 9 exons. Bases 194 to 808 code for a protein of 204 amino acids.
CCAAGCCAGCGCGGCGGAUCGGUGGUGCGAACGACGACCCACGAACGAACGCUAGAAAACCAGAGCACGUCCCCCCUCCGACCGAGCCUCAGUUCUCGCCGGAGCAAAUUCUGCGAGCUAUCGCUAAAUUCGAAGACGAGGAACACCCUGAAGAGAGCGAAAGAGAGAGAGAUUAGGGUGGAGACGAGGGAAAAUGGCGUGCAUGCACGAUCACAGCUGCGAAGACCACGACUGUUCCUCCAAUUGGUCCCUCUACAAGCACGUGGACCUCUCCAAGGUAUCGGCACUUAAUGAAGCUGUUCCAGGAAGUGUGAAGUCAGUGUUUAAAGCUUGGGAGCAUCGCUUGAAUUCUUCUGAGGGCUACUUGGAAAGCAAUGAUGGUGAUCCUGAGUUACUUGUUUUCAUUCCAUUUACUUCGGAUGUGAAGAUCAAGAGUAUUUCAAUUGUCGGUGGUGCUGAUGGAACAAGUCCGUCAAAGAUGAGGGCGUUUAUCAAUAGAGAGGGCAUUGACUUUUCAGAUGCCCAGAGUAUGCAAGCUGUCCAGGAAUGGGAUUUGGCUGAAAACAUGCAAGGAAUGUUGGAAUAUCAGACUCGGUACUCAAAAUUUCAAAGCGUGGGCAACAUUACAUUGCAUUUUCCUGACAAUUUUGGGGGUGACACUAGCCAGAUAUAUUACAUUGGCUUUAAAGGUGAAGCUACUCAGUUGAAGAGGGACGUUGUUGCUACUAUUGUUUAUGAAUUGAUGCCGAAUCCUUCUGACCAUAAGACGAAGGCUGAAACUGGCGGCGGUUCUUCACAUGUGGAAUGAAAUACAGAGACAAGGACUAACUGCAUUUGAAUUUCUAUGACGACGGUUGGAUCACAUGUAAAAUUAUCAUGAUGAUCUCAGUCCCUCCUGAAUUGACAUAGAUUAUAUGUAAAUAUCUUCUCUUCUCCUUUUGUAAGCAUUUUUCCCCCUCCGGAUGGUUUUGAAUAUGAAUGCCUCUCGCUUUUCUUGGAUGCUUUACAA